AUGGAGACGGGUAUAGUCGAAUCGUUCGGAAAUGGGACAGUUUUAAUCACCGGAAGUACUGGGUUUUUGGGGAAAAUGCUCACGGAAAAAUUGCUAAGGUCUUGUCAAGUAGACAGUAUCGCUAUUUUAGUCAGAAGUAAGAAAGGGCUUAGCGCCAGUCAACGGGUUACGGAAAUAUACAAGCAAGCUCUAUUUGACCGACUUCGUUGUGAAAAACCAGAUUUUAUAGAGUCAAUCAGGAUCAUCGACGGACAUUUAGGAGAAUCAUCGAUGGGUUUAUCAUCGUCGGACCGAGAGUGGUUGAUAGAUAAUGUGAAUUUCAUUUUUCAUUGCGCGGCUACUAUUAAAUUCAACGAACCUCUCGAUUUGGCAUCGAAAAUAAAUGUCCAAGGUACUGGAAAUGUGUUGGCAUUAGCAUCUCAAAUGAAAAAUCUCAAGGGUUUUGUGCACGUGUCAACAGCUUACUCACACUGUCCGAGAAGUGAAAUCAAAGAAGAAUUCUAUGACGUUCCAAUCACGGCUAAAGAGUUAAAAAAUGUGUUUGUUGACGAAGAAUCGACUAAUAAAAUUCUAAAGGAUUGGCCGAAUACGUACACAUUUACAAAAGCAGUCACGGAAAAUAUGAUACAAACGAACGGAAAUCACUUGCCGAUAUCAAUAUUUCGCCCGUCGAUUAUCGGAUGCACGAAAUCUGAACCAGAACCUGGCUGGUUGGAUAACAUGAACGGACCAACCGGUCUGGUUACCGGAGUCAUGGUUGGAUUUUUGAGGACGGUACCAAACAUCGGGAGCAAUAUAACAGAUAUCAUCCCUGCCGAUUACACCGUCAACGCAUUGAUUAGCGUCAUGUGGGACACGGUUAACAGACACAAACAGUCGAAUGGAGUGAACAAGGUACCGAAAAUAUAUAAUUACGUUUCGUGUGUCGAAAGCCCUUUGACAUGGGGAAGAUAUAUUAGAGAAAUGCACGAUCAAUACUACGUAGCUCCUCCUUUGCAAUCGAUGUGGUACGGUUUUUACAUUCUCUAUACUAAUUUCAUGGUGGGAAGUAUUUUGAGAUUUUUCUUACACCGAAUACCAGGCGCAUUUAUGGACUUGUUAUUGAUUUUGUGUGGUAAAUCUCCCAAAAUGUUGCGAAUGUAUGCGAAAACAGAAAAAAUGAUUGAUUUACUAUAUGAGUUUUCUACAAGACAAUGGACAUUUGACAAUGGCAAUACAAGAGAAUUGUGGUCGUCGCUAAGUAAAGACGACCGUGAAAUGUUCCGGUUUAGUUUAGAGGAAUUUGAUUGGAAACCUUACAUAAAAAGCUACUAUUAUGGUAUCAGAAGACAUGUACUGCACGAAGACCUAAGCAACGUAGAAAAGGCAUCGUCGAAAAACCAAAUGUUAUUAUGGCUGCAUCAGAUGUUUAUGGUUCUAAUUGUUUAUAUCUUGCUGCAAUUGUUUUGGGCGUGUAUAAAAUUUGUAUUUUGA
Macrosiphum euphorbiae (potato aphid) is the source of this 1473-nucleotide messenger RNA. The record is from the annotation of a GenBank genome assembly. NCBI's taxonomy places the organism in Eukaryota, Metazoa, Arthropoda, Insecta, Hemiptera, Aphididae.